Molecule: messenger RNA, 831 nt
Organism: Cetraspora pellucida
Lineage: Eukaryota; Fungi; Glomeromycota; Glomeromycetes; Diversisporales; Gigasporaceae
Source: the annotation of a GenBank genome assembly
AUGAAUUCAACAAAAACGUUUCAUUUUGGAAAUAAUUCUCAUGAUGGAAACGGAUACCGAGCAGUCGUUAUUAAAGAAUUACUUCAUUCAUCGUAUGGAUGUUACAUAUGGCCGUCAGCGUUUGUUUUGGCAGAAUAUAUUUGGGAUAGGCGAAAUUUGUUUGAAGAUAAAACUAUUUUAGAACUAGGAGCAGGAACAUCAUUACCAGGAUUUUUAUGUGCUUCGUUAUCACCUCAAACACACGUUAUAUUAACGGAUCAAUCUGAUUAUCCGCAGAUCCUGGAAAAUAUUUAUGAUGGUGCUCGAUUAAAUAGAUUAUUGUUAACGUCCGAUGACAUUUUUGCCGGAUCGUUACGACCAAAUAUUUGGAUAAGAGGAUUAAAUUGGGGGGAAUUUUGUUUGAGAGACCAAGGAAAAGAUAAGAGUGAAGAAGGAAAUUUAUUGCAAUUGUUACGUGAUAUUGAGCAAAAUAAUAGGAAAUUGGAUUGGAUUUUGGGUAGUGAUACAUUUUAUGAUCCAAAAGACUUUGCGGAUAUAAUUGCAACUAUUGCAUAUAUACUGAAUUAUCACGCACCAAAGGCAAAGUUCUUAACUUCAUAUCAAGAGCGAAGUUCAAAACGAACUAUUCAAUAUUUAUUAGAUAAAUGGAAACUUAAAUGUCGACAAAUAUCUCUCAAAUCGUUUAAUUUUGAUUAUGACAAAUAUACUAGUAAUAAUAAUAGCGAGUUAAGUAAUUCGAUAAACAACACAUCGGAAGAAACUUGUAGAAAAGAAAUGAUAUAUUCAUCUUCAUUGCAGAGUAUUUUCUUGCUCGAAAUUUGGAAAGAUUAA